AUGGACACCAUAUUAGAAGAAGACUUCCAACGCGUCGAGCUAACACUGAAUGCGCUUAUCGACUCAAUAACAUCAUACAAUCCCUCUCCUUCUGCAGCCUUCGAUCUCCUCUCCGCCGAUGAUGAACUCAGUAAAGAUCUCGAAACAUUAUCCACCCAUCAAGCAAACCACGCGCGCAUUCUCUCCCUCCGCAAUACUUCCGCAGCUCUCGAUACGCUGAUCAAAAACAGUCUGAUGCUGCUCGCAGACACGAGGAAAGAGCUACUCAGUACCCCCGCAACAAAAGCCACGCCUUUGUCGCGCGACGUUUCUUAUGCCGAGCUGCUGGCCUACGCCAAACGCAUCAGUAAAUUCACCGUUCCGCCUACAGGCUGGCUGGGCUUUGGAGGCGCGCCUCUAGGACAGCCAACUGAGGUAGCAAACCCAGAGGAUCAGAAACAAGUAGAUGCUACGGAAGCGAAUGCCCCAGCGUUAGCAAACGGAAUUGCUGCUCCGGCAGCUGGAACACCUGCCGCAGCGAACCAGCCCUCUGGAGAGGAAGGGCAAGCCAAAGCGCAGAAUCUUGGAAUUGGCGUUUCGUCCCUUGAGAAGAGCGAAACGCAAUGGCUGAAUCCGUCAGCCCAAGUACCAUUUGCCCCAUGGCCAGGUGAAGAGGUCAUUCGCCGCGGCGCAUUGGCACAAAUUCAAGUCAUGCUUGAACAAGGCAACGACCCUGCCUCGGUUGCUGACCCUGCAACGGAGGCGCGGAUCAAGGAAGAAGAGGAAUCGAAGCGGGAAAAGGAGAAGAAAGACCAGGAAGAAAAGGAGGAUCGCAGGCGGAAAGAAUUGCAGGCCGCUCAAGAGGCAGCGCGGAGAGAAAGUUAUACGGGCGCCGCGGCGGAGGCGGCCAUGGCCAAAAAGCCGCAGCAGCCUACCGUGUUUGGUGGCUUGGAUCUGUACGACCCAGAUGCUGAGUAA
This is a messenger RNA of Xylona heveae TC161, 957 nucleotides long. RefSeq lists its product as hypothetical. Gene Ontology annotation, molecular function: transcription coregulator activity. The coding region runs from base 1 to 957 and encodes 318 amino acids. The record is from RefSeq and is a predicted model, not a curated record. Gene Ontology annotation, cellular component: mediator complex; core mediator complex. Gene Ontology annotation, biological process: regulation of transcription by RNA polymerase II. Lineage: Eukaryota; Fungi; Ascomycota; Xylonomycetes; Xylonales; Xylonaceae. The transcript is spliced from 2 exons.